AUGUACCGUAUUGGUGAUCAGAUGAGCAAAACCAGUCAAAGCAGAGAGAAUAGCAAUUCGAACUUAGAGGAGUGUAUGCAGAACAUCUAGAGCAAUCUAAAAAUGAUGUAUGGAAAGGAUGAAGAAGAAGUUCAUCUUGGAUCUUAUAAUGUUAAUGCGGUUUCAGGAUUUCACAGUUAAUUCCUUAGUAAUAAGGAUGAUCAAUACGAUUCUCAACGAAUGCAUUACACUUCUUAGCAAUCUAACGAUUUUAUGUUAGAGGACAAGAAUAAACAAAUUCGUUAACUCAAUAAAGAAUUAGCAGAUCUAAGGAAAGGAUAAUAGAUGACUUAAUUUGAACAAUAUGAACAUUAUUAAAAGAUAAUUGAUGGUCUUAAAAAGGAAAAUGUUCUUCUCCAAUAAAGAGUACUUAAUAACGAAGCUGUUUAAUAACUUAAUAGUGAUAGAGUUAUUGAACAACAGGAAUAGUUAAAAGAAUAUGAAUUGAAAUUGGAUUAACAACAUUAACAAAUCUCUAGUUUAAACUUACAAUUAAAGGAUGCUAAGGAUCAAUUGAAAUUGCAAGCAACUAAAUCUCAAAUUUCUAAAUAAGAGUAAUAAUGUCAAUCUAAACAAUACACUUAAAUAUAACAAGAAUAUGACGAACUUCAAAGAAGACACAUCAAAUAACAGUAAGAAAAUGAAAACAUGAAGGUUUUAAUCGAAUAGUUAUAAAAUGAUCUGGACAAAAGAUUAGAAACUUAGAGUGACUCCCAAGUAGUUGAAAUCAUUGAAUAAGUUCUAUAGACAAUAUCCCAAUUUGUAAGAGAAUAUGAUUACGAAUUACAAAAAUCAGAAUAUCAAUACAAGUUUUCUAAUGAAUUAAAAGACAUCAUCAAAGGAUUUAUUACCUAAAGAGAUUUAUCAAUUUGGCAGAGUAUUGAUCGAUUGAGUAGUUUGAUAAUCUCAUUAUUUGAACAACUCACCUUUGAUGUGAAAUAGAUUCAUUCUGAUAAUAUAAAGAUGAAAAAUAUGACAUUGCAAAUAGAAUCUUUAGAAUAGAUGACUGUUUAAUUAGAAUAAACCAUUAGUUAAUAUGAAAUUAUUAGUAACCAAUAGUAAAACUAUUUGAAAUUCAAUGAUGAUCAAAAUAAACAAGAAAAAGAAGAAUUAGUUAAUGUACUUAUAAAUAGAACCCUAAAUGAUUAGCAAAUGAAUUGUUAUGACAAAAUGAUAAAGAAUUUGGAAGAAGUUAAUCAAGCAUAGCAAAAUGAAAUUAAAGAUUUAAAAGACAAAUUAUCCUUUUAAAUUGAAUAGAAUUAGUUAUAUCAAAAAUAAUAUUAGGAGGAAUAACAUUAAUAGAAAAUAUAUGAAAGUAAAUUUAAAAAGUAACAUUAUGAUAGUCUAUUUUUGAAAGAAAUCAUGAAUAAGUUAGUCAUCCUGAUUGGCAAUGAAACCACCUCAAAAACUAUUGAACAAAUUUAAGAGAUCUAAUAGAAGGUAAAUGAUCAAUACUGUGAUGAAAUAGAUAUAAAAAGCAAGUUGGAAAUAAAAGAAUAAGAUCUUAAAAUAUAAAUUAAUGAGAAUAAAUUAAACAUGAAUGAAAUGAUUGAGAAAAGAAGAGAAAUUGAAGUUCUAAGAAAUACUUUAAGAAAUUGCCAAAAACAAAUAGAAAUGAACAAAGAAAAAGUUGAUAUGUUAGUCAGAGACUUAGAUCAUAAUGUGAUGUAAGAGAAGAGCCAAUAGUUUUCAGUCUCCUAUCUGCCAAAAACCUUCAAAAAAGAAAAUGAAAAUUUGGCCUAGAAAUUGCAAAAGACCAUGAGAAUGUGA
Molecule: messenger RNA, 1809 nt
Organism: Paramecium tetraurelia
Lineage: Eukaryota; Ciliophora; Oligohymenophorea; Peniculida; Parameciidae
Exons: 4
Source: RefSeq, a predicted model, not a curated record